Molecule: messenger RNA, 2335 nt
Organism: Myotis davidii
Lineage: Eukaryota; Metazoa; Chordata; Mammalia; Chiroptera; Vespertilionidae
Gene: SLC22A3
Product: solute carrier family 22 (organic cation transporter), member 3
Exons: 10
Coding region: 34-1248 (404 amino acids)
Biological process (GO): transmembrane transport
Cellular component (GO): membrane
Molecular function (GO): transmembrane transporter activity
Source: RefSeq, a predicted model, not a curated record
CUCCAGUUUGACCUGGUGUGUGUCAAUGCUUGGAUGCUGGACCUCACACAAGCCAUCCUGAACCUGGGCUUCCUGGCCGGAGCCUUCACCUUGGGCUACGCAGCGGACAGGUACGGCCGAAUCGUCGUUUACCUGAUAUCCUGUUUCGGUGUUGGCGUCACCGGCGUGGUGGUGGCGUUCGCACCAAACUUCCCUGUGUUCGUGGUCUUCCGUUUCCUACAAGGCGUGUUUGCAAAGGGGACAUGGAUGACCUGCUAUGUGAUUGUGACAGAAAUCGUGGGUUCGAAGCAAAGGAGGAUUGUGGGAAUUGUGAUUCAGAUGUUCUUCACUCUGGGAAUCAUCAUCCUCCCGGGAAUUGCCUACUUCAUCCCCAACUGGCAGGGCAUCCAGCUGGCCAUCACGCUGCCCAACUUCCUCUUCCUCCUCUACUACUGGGCGGUUCCUGAGUCUCCCCGCUGGCUGGUGACUCGGAAGAAAGGAGACGAGGCCCUAAAGAUUCUGCGGAGCAUUGCCAAGUGCAACGGGAAGUACCUCUCGCCCAGCUUCUCGGAGAUCACCGUCACCGAUGAGGAAGUUAGUAAUCCGUCCUUUUUAGACCUGGUGAGAACUCCCCAAAUGAGGAAGUGCACCCUUAUUCUUAUGUUUGCUUGGUUCACCAGCGCUUUGGUGUACCAAGGGCUGGUCAUGCGCCUGGGCAUCGUGGGCGGCAACCUCUACAUGAACUUCUUCAUCUCCGGAGUCGUGGAGCUGCCGGCCGCCCUCCUCAUCCUCCUGACCAUUGAGCGUCUCGGACGCCGUCUCCCCUUCGCAGCAAGCAACAUCCUGGCCGGAGUGGCAUGCCUGGUCACGGCGUUCUUACCAGAAGGAACACCCUGGCUAAGGACCACGGUGGCCACGCUGGGGCGACUGGGCAUCACCAUGGCCUUCGAGAUCGUCUACCUGGUCAAUUCGGAGCUGUACCCGACGACACUACGGAACUUCGGGGUGUCGCUCUGCUCCGGGCUGUGCGACUUUGGGGGCAUCAUCGCGCCCUUCCUGCUCUUCCGCCUGGCCGCCCUCUGGCUGGAGCUGCCGCUCAUCAUCUUCGGUGUCCUGGCCUCCGUGUGCGGCGGCCUCGUGAUGCUUCUGCCUGAGACCAAGGGCAUCGCCUUGCCGGAGACGGUGGACGACGUCGAGAAGCUGGGCAGCCCGCCCUCCUACAAGUGUGGCAGGAAGCAGAAGGCCCCAGCUCGCAGUGCUCCCCUGUGAGGCGCCUGCCGGGACCACGGAGCGGCGCAGGCCGAGGCCGGAGCGACGUGCCCCGCAGACACCGGUGCCCGUGUCAGCCCGUUGCACCGGGGCGCCCACCUGCUUUUAACUCUUUACAAAGAUGUGCACAUGAUCCCGAGCAUCGUUCCGAGAUGUUGGAGGUUUGUCCUGAUGCUGGACACGUCUCCCACCCGUGGGUGACAGGGACAAGAAGCCCUGCCAGUGCUCACAGCGACUCCAUCGGGAACGGGGUGAGCAACCAGGGCCUGGGGAACGUGGACAGAACUCGGGACAUCAGGAACCGAGGCUCAGGAACGUGUGUCCUAAGGGUUCCUGGGAGGAUGACGAUCCGGGGAGUCUGCAGUGAAGACACGGGACAUCCGGACGGAGCCUGCGCUUUCUCUCCUCGCCUGGAUCUGCGAGCCCCGCUGGGGUUGCUUGGGCCUCGCCCCACAGAUCAGCACGAAUCUGUGAGGCCUGGGGACCCGGCUCUUUCCUAUGACAUCUGGCUGGUCCUGCGAUGACUCGACACUGGAGCCCUGUGUCCGUGACUGAACCAGACCCGUGGGUUAGGGUGUCCUGGGUCGUAAGGUUGGAACCACAAGGGCUAUUCAUCUUAUAUCUGUGAGUUCAGGUCUGCGGCGGCGCCCACGGUCAGGAGUGAGACACGUGGACAGUUCUCGUUCUGUCUGGACAUGUUGCACUUGUUUUGGGAAGUAGCUCACAUUUUAACGGAAAGGAACAGUCAGUGAUCUCCGUGCUCAGAAGAAUUUACAAGGACGGAUGAGCACUUUAGAGCUACUGACAGGGAUUGGAUCUUUCUCUUUUGUUACUGGGACUUUUCAAACGAGUUGACUACAAACCUGCCAGCUUUUCCUGACCUGCUUUACAUGCGCAUCUGGUGCGUUUUCAGAGCCGGCGUCUGCCUUUCUGCGGGACUUUUUGACAAGUUAUCUGUGUGGGCAGGCGCGUGGCACCAGAGGGAAGGGAAGACGGCGCCUCUGUGCACCGGGCGGAGUGCGUGGUGUACGCGUUGUGUGCACGGUGUGUGCACGGUGUGUGCGCGGUGUGUGCACGGUGUGUGCAC